Molecule: messenger RNA, 1025 nt
Organism: Anopheles funestus (African malaria mosquito)
Lineage: Eukaryota; Metazoa; Arthropoda; Insecta; Diptera; Culicidae
Product: peptidoglycan-recognition protein SC2-like
Exons: 1
Coding region: 394-960 (188 amino acids)
Biological process (GO): innate immune response; peptidoglycan catabolic process
Molecular function (GO): N-acetylmuramoyl-L-alanine amidase activity; peptidoglycan binding; zinc ion binding
Source: RefSeq, a predicted model, not a curated record
UGGAGACACACGCAAUGUUGGGAAAAUCCAACAAGCGCUGCUUAUCACAGAGGUCUAUCCGUGCGUGGGUUGCGAUGGUUGCAGGCUAGACCCGUCGUCGAAGAAGAACAGUAAAAGUUGUAGAAGGCCCUCAGUAAAGAAGUUGCCGAGCACACCAAAAUAGGUUCAAUAUUCGUCUUUAACUGUGUCGUUGUAUUAGAUUAGACUCGCGAGUGAUUAGCGCGUGAGAAGAGCUUCUGUGUUUCGAUUACGAUAAGAAAUCUACUACCGAAAGCGUUCAAUUCGGGCACCUGAUAAUGGCAAUAACUUGGGUAUAUAAAACCUGCCCCACAGCACCCACAUUCGACAGUUAAGCUUUGGAAGCCGAGUUAUUCGCUUGAUAUAGGCAACAAGAUGAACAAGUUCGCCGCCGUGUUGGUGUUGGCCGCCGUUUGCCUGGCAGGCGUUUCGGCCCAGUGUCCCCGUAUUGUGACCCGUGCCCAAUGGGGUGCCCGUGGUGCUAGCACCUCCCAGCUGCCGAUCCGUCCGGCACCGUGGGUCGUGAUGCAUCAUACGGCCGGUGCUCACUGCACUACGGAUGCCGCCUGUGCCCAGCAGAUGCGCAACAUCCAGUCCUUCCACAUGGACGGAAACGGUUGGGCUGACAUCGGCUACAACUUCCUGGUCGGUGAGAACGGUGCCGCCUACGAGGGCCGCGGCUGGGGUCGUCAGGGAGCACACGCACCCGGCUACAACGAUCGCUCGGUCGGCAUGGGUGUGAUGGGCACGUUCACCAACGGUAUCCCGAAUGCGGCCGCUCGUAAUGCCGCCCAGCAGCUGAUCAGCUGCGGUGUUUCGCUGGGUCACAUCGCCUCCAACUACUGGCUGAUUGGACACCGACAGGCCGUCGCUACCGCUUGCCCCGGUAAUGCGUUCUUCAACGAGAUCCGCAACUGGCCACGCUUCAACCCGAACGUGUAAAGUCUGUCCGUUUUGUUUAGAAAUAUAAAGUAUAGUGUUAGGAAGAUCUCUUUUACAAAAUCGUA